AUGGCCUCGGCGCCAGCCAGCGUGAGGGUCUCCGGGCCCCCAAAUAGCAGCUUUCUCAUCGGCUACCCUGGCAUCUCAGCCACCUUGCUGCCCUCUGUCUUACCCCAAGCCUUCCCGACCGCCUCCUCGUCUGCUUACCAACCUGUGUCGCAGCCCCGAAUAGAAGGCAAAGUCGAGAUUCGACCGGGGCAAGGCUAUUCUAUGCCCGUACCCGUAUCGUUAGUCCGAAUAUGUUUACAACGACGGGAAACUAUCCACCCCGAUGCCGAUAGUUUGACGAAACGCCACCUCGGUACCCCACGAAAAGAGACGACGGAUGUUGUUGGCAAGGAAGUCCUGCUAUUCCGUUGCGCAACUGGAAAGGAGGCUGAGAGUGUCAUCGCCAUGGACCUACCGUUUGUGCUGUUUAUCCCUUUUGGACGUGGCGGAGAAGAAACAAACCGGAGGAUCCCCCCUGCGUCUCUGCAGCUCCCAAGCAGGACAGCCGAGACGUAUUACGAACUUGUUGUCACCGUACAGCAAGGCCAUAGCAAUCAAUACAAAUACAACUUUCCGGUACCAUUACAACGAUACGACACGCUCUCCACAUUUGGCAUGUAUAACAAGCCAGAAACGAAGCUCGUCACAUCAGAUAAUGUCGUUCAUCUGGGCAUCAACCUACCGCGAUGGAGUUACGGCCCCGGCGACCCCAUCACCGUGUACAUCAAGCUAUCACCCAACCCAGACUGGUUGACCAAAGCAAAACGGGUUAGCAUAGAAAAGAUUACUCUCGCCAUCGAGGAGGAAGUUACAUAUAACCACGAAGGGGAUGAGCCGGUAAAGAAGGUCAACAAACUGUGCAAGCAGCUACAGACGGUCAAGAUGAAGGUCCCAGAGGCCGGAUACGCCACCAACAUCGGACUCGUGUUUCCGUGCAAAGACUUGAGAGAUCCCGAUGGCAUUGUGAGGAGAGGCAAGCCAGCAUUUCCAUUGUACGAGGUUUCGUCAUUUACCACUACGGCAUCACUCUACAAGAUUGAGUUUUAUUUAAGCAUCAAGGUUCAGUUAAGUGGUGCUCGCGACGUCAACCUGAGACAACCCAUCGUUAUAUGCCCUCUUGACCAGCAAGCUUGCAAGGAAGAAAUGGACGCAAUAGAGCAAGCAGCAAAGGAUGCAGCUCAUGUCGAUCCCAACAAUCCGAUGUUGCCUGCUCGAACUAUUAUUUUGGCUAAUGACCGGGACUCAUUGCGGGCCCUGGGCUUGUGUCUUGUUGGAGGACAGAAGAAGCCGUUUAUUGAUUAA
Molecule: messenger RNA, 1281 nt
Organism: Metarhizium brunneum ARSEF 3297
Lineage: Eukaryota; Fungi; Ascomycota; Sordariomycetes; Hypocreales; Clavicipitaceae
Source: RefSeq, a predicted model, not a curated record